AUGGGAAUAUGUCAAAGUCAAGAAGAAAAAACGAUGGUCGCAAAGAGCAGAGCAAUUGAUCGAGAAAUGAUUCAAGGUCGUACUGCACAGCAGAAUACUGUAAAAUUACUGCUUUUAGGACCUGGUGAAUGCGGCAAGAGUACAGUUCUUAAACAAAUGAGAUUAUUACACGCUCAUGGAUUCACUGAUGAGGAAAUUAAUCAGCAGAAAACAGUGAUUUACAACAAUAUAGUACAAGGAAUGGCUUCUAUUUUAAGAGGCAUGAAAAAGCUAAAUAUUCCAUUUGAGAAUUCUGAACGAGAUGCUGAUGCUCGCAUUGUAAUGGACGUCGUUAAAUCAGGUAGCGAAUCAGAACCUUUGACACCUGCGUUAAUUGCGGCGCUGAAAAAUUUAUGGGCUGAUAAAGGAGUUUGUAAGGAUGCAUACGAACGUGGAAAUGAAUUUCAGAUGGCAGAAUCUACCGCUUAUUUUCUGGAUUCUGUGGAUCGAGUUUCAUUUCCGGGCUACAAACCCACCGAACAAGAUAUUUUACUUAGUCGAAUUAAGACAACAGGCAUUGUGGAAGUGAAAUUCAAAAUGAAAAAUGUUGAUUUUCGAAUUUUUGACGUUGGCGGACAGCGCUCGGAGCGUAAGAAAUGGAUUCAUUGCUUUGAAGAUGUCAAUGCAAUUAUAUUCAUUGCAGCAAUUAGUCAGUAUGAUCAAGUGCUUUUUGAGGACGAAACUACGAAUCGCAUGGUCGAAAGUUUACGAUUAUUUGAAUCGAUAUGUAAUAGUCGGUGGUUUAUCAAUACAUCAAUAAUUCUGUUCCUGAACAAAAAAGAUUUAUUUGCUGAGAAGAUUAAACGGGUUUCGAUCAAAAUUGCUUUUCCCGAGUAUAACGGUCCGCAAACCUAUGAUGACUCGGUACGAUUUAUCGAAGAGAAGUUCGAGGCUCUAAAUGCAAAUCCAGAAAAAACGAUUUACACACAUCAAACAUGUGCGACAGAUACGAAUCAAGUGCAAAUGAUUUUGGACAGUGUUAUCGAUAUGGUCAUUCAGGCCAAUUUGCGAGGAUGUGGACUGUACUGA
This is a messenger RNA of Brugia malayi, 1068 nucleotides long. RefSeq lists its product as uncharacterized. Bases 1 to 1068 code for a protein of 355 amino acids. Gene Ontology annotation, molecular function: GTP binding; G protein-coupled receptor binding; GTPase activity. NCBI's taxonomy places the organism in Eukaryota, Metazoa, Nematoda, Chromadorea, Rhabditida, Onchocercidae. Gene Ontology annotation, biological process: adenylate cyclase-modulating G protein-coupled receptor signaling pathway. The record is from RefSeq and is a predicted model, not a curated record. The transcript has 8 exons. Gene Ontology annotation, cellular component: heterotrimeric G-protein complex.